This is a messenger RNA of Alligator sinensis (Chinese alligator), 2203 nucleotides long. RefSeq names its product neurotrophin receptor-interacting factor homolog. NCBI's taxonomy places the organism in Eukaryota, Metazoa, Chordata, Crocodylia, Alligatoridae. Gene Ontology annotation, biological process: regulation of DNA-templated transcription. Bases 221 to 1573 code for a protein of 450 amino acids. The record is from RefSeq and is a predicted model, not a curated record. The transcript is spliced from 8 exons.
UAACGUUCUUCAUAACAAGGGUACACCAUUGGCUCCUGUUCAGCUCAUUGUCCACUGUAACGCCCAGGUCCUUUUCUACAGAGCUGCUGGAGAAACUAGUUGGUCCCCCCAUGCAGCCGCUCAGUUUAGGCAGCCAGGAGCCCGGACGCUGCCAGCCGGUCCCACGUGUGACGGGCGGGAGAGCAAGAGCACAGGCCCAGGCUGGGGUGAGGCAGACAAGAUGACUGCUGAGCUGGAGCCGGCUCCAAGCUUAGUGCUCCCCUUCCCAGCACUGGUGCAUCCUCUGGCGACGAUGGAGGAGCAGGAGCCAGCUGACCCUGAGCCCAGGGCAGGACCGGAGGGAGGAGGGAAAGUCCCUCGUGUUGUCCAGGCUGGGACAGGUAGAGUAUCCCCAAGGUGGUUGGCACCACAACAGAUCAAGCAGGAGCCGCUGGAGGAGCCUGUCCAGCGCUGGCAGGUCACAGUGCACAGGCAGCUUGAAGAUGUGGCCUUGGACAUGGAGGGACCUGGGGCACUGAGGGAACCUCUCUGCUCCUGGCUGGAGUGGGCGCAGACCCAUCCUGGGCAUGUGCCCCUGGAGGAGGCAGGAUGGCGUGAAACCCCAGGGCCCCAGGAGGAGCUGCCUUGUGUCCCCAAAGAGGAGCCCCCAUUCAACCAGGAGCCAGAUUCCCCCGACACAGAGGAGACCUGGGACUCAUCAGCAGAUGAAAGCCCCUUGGGCUGCUUCCCCAGACGAGGCUGUUUGCUAGGAGCAGCAGGUUCAGGGACCCUGAGCACAGCUGAGGAACGACCUCUUGAGGAAGGGCCUGUAAACCUGGAGCUGCUGGGGCCAUCCCCAGGAAGAUCAGGGGAGAGGAGACUCCCGACAACUGUGCCAGGCCAAGUGCAUCAGAAGCAGGGCAGGCACCCACAGCAGAGAGAGAACGUGGCCGUGAGCAAGCUCCCGGAGGCCUUUGAGGACGUGGCCGUGUAUUUCACGCGGAAGGAGUGGGAGCUGCUGGAAGCUGAAGACAAGGGGCUUUACCGGGACCAGAUGCUGAGGAAUUACCAAGCCCUUGUUUCCCUGGGGUAUCGAGGUCCUACACCGGAUUUAAUCUGCCGCAUCCAGCGAGGAGAGAUGGAGCUAUGGGUCAGUGAUGAUGAGGAAGCUGGAGAAAGCUCAUUGUCUGAGGACUUGUCUCCAGAAUCAGCUGCUAGAUGCAGGGGCAAAUCACCUGGUGGUUGGGAAAAUGGGGCCUCAGGAACACCUGCAGCUUCAGCAGCUGUGCUCCACAUGCACCAGCUCCGUCAGUGCCAAAGCCAGGAUCCGACGGUUGUCUUCGAGCGGCUGGUCACUAUCUCCGAGGAGCACCUUGAGGAAACUCGGACCUGGCACCGCCGCUGGCUCCACGAGUUCCGCGAGAUGUGGCAGGGCAUGGAGCAGUCAGACUGCGAGGAUCGUGAGGCAUGGCGAGCAGAAAGUGAGGUGUACCACGCUGUCCUGCAGAAGCUGGUGGAGGCCCAGGAGAAGCAGCGUGAUAUGGUGCGACGGGCAGUGGCUGCUGCCAAGGACAACCAGUGCGUGCGUCACUGACUGUGCUGGCCCUGGUGGUAUUUGGCACCACACCCAGUGUCCAGGCCUUGGUCCCGGCCCCAGCUGGUCCCUGACAGGCACCCAUGGGCCUGCCUCAGACCCCCCCCACUCCCAGUGACUGUAGCAGCAGGUGCAGUGCCACGUGGCAGCAGGUGCAUCCUGUUCCCCCACCCCCCGUUUCACCUGCCAUCUGCCCUUUGACCCAGCUCCAUGCAGUCCCUGAGAGGGAGCUGCCCAUGGUAGGGCCGGCUCCCUACGUGGGCCCUGCUGGCCCUGGCCCAAUGGAGGAGGAGGGGGAGUGGGCUGGGCAGGAUGGACAGAACCCACCCUCACCCCCAGGUCAGCCCCCAGCCUGCCAGGCUCACCAUGGUGCCCAAACCCAAGGUGCUGGUGGCCGAUGCUGAGGUGCCACAUGCCUCCCUCUGGGCUCUGUGCCGUAGGUGCCUCCUCCCCACUGUUCCCCAGAAGAGUUGUAAAUAGACACCUGGGGAUGAGGGUAUUUUAUUGGUGGUAUGCAUUAGGGUUGGCGGGGAGGUAAGGUAUGCAUUGGGGCUGUUGGAAGGGAGACAAGGCGGGGUCUUUUGGGAGGCAAAGAGGGGUUUAUUGGCGUGUUGGGGAUAGAAAUAAAGU